AACUGAAUUUAGUCAAUAGUCACCGGCUACCCCUUUUUAUACUUGCAAUUGAUCCUCGCUCCUAUCGCCCACUACCUCACUUGUAUCUCCUCACUGACUCCAGCUCUCAUACUGUUUCUCAGCGUGUCUCGGUUUCUCUAGAAUCAUGGGAAAGAUCAAGAUUGGAAUCAACGGAUUUGGAAGAAUUGGAAGGUUGGUAGCUAGAGUAGCUUUACAGAGAGAUGAUGUCGAACUUGUUGCUGUCAACGAUCCCUUCAUCACCACCGAUUACAUGACAUAUAUGUUUAAGUAUGAUACAGUUCAUGGUCAAUGGAAACAUCAUGAGCUUAAGGUUAAGGAUUCUAAGACACUUCUCUUCGGAGAGAAGUCAGUUACUGUUUUUGGUGUCAGGAACCCAGAGGAGAUCCCAUGGGGUGAGACCGGCGCUGAUUAUAUUGUGGAGUCGACUGGAGUUUUCACUGAUAAGGAUAAGGCUGCUGCUCACUUGAAGGGUGGAGCUAAGAAAGUCAUCAUCUCAGCCCCAAGCAAGGAUGCUCCUAUGUUUGUUAUGGGUGUUAAUGAGAAGAGUUACACACCGGAUCUUAACAUUGUAUCCAAUGCUAGUUGCACUACCAACUGCCUUGCUCCCCUUGCUAAGGUCAUUCAUGACAGAUUCGGCAUCAUUGAGGGACUUAUGACCACUGUUCACUCUAUUACUGCUACCCAGAAAACUGUUGAUGGGCCCUCUUCAAAGGACUGGAGAGGUGGAAGAGCUGCUUCAUUCAACAUCAUUCCUAGCAGCACAGGAGCUGCAAAGGCUGUGGGGAAGGUGCUACCUGCUUUGAAUGGCAAGCUGACAGGAAUGGCUUUCCGUGUUCCUACUGUUGAUGUCUCUGUUGUGGACCUCACAGUGAGACUUGAGAAGGGAGCUACAUACGAAAAUAUUAAAGCUGCAAUCAAGGAGGAGUCUGAGGGAAAGAUGAAGGGAAUCUUAGGGUACACUGACGAAGAUCUGGUUUCAACCGACUUCAUUGGUGACAACCGGUCAAGUAUCUUUGAUGCCAAAGCUGGAAUUGCUUUGAACGAUAACUAUGUGAAGCUCGUUGCGUGGUAUGACAACGAGUGGGGCUACAGCACUCGCGUGGUUGACUUGAUCACCUACAUUGCAUCUGUUUCUGAAUGAAGUCGCAGCAUGAUGGAGCUGCUGCACGCGCUUCCACAUGCCUUGCCUGGUUGUGGUGUUGGUUUUGUGUCAUGUUAAGAGUGAAUAAAAUUGUUUCAAGACAGCAAUGCUAUGAGCUUCGUAAUGUCAGCAAGAUUCUGUUAGUUUUUAGGUUUGGCUUCCUCGUUGUACCCCGAGGAAGGAACUUUAAAUUCAUCGCAACCGGUUUUUAAAUAUUUUUGCCUUUCCAGUAUUGCGAUUAAGGUGUUUCUGCCACUCUCCUGUACCCAAAUCUCUUAUCGACUCCUUUUGCGGUUAAAAUGAGUAAUCUAGAUGUUAAAUUUGGCCUUGUGGCACGCUAAAA
Messenger RNA from Populus nigra (black poplar), 1505 nucleotides. Its product is annotated as glyceraldehyde-3-phosphate dehydrogenase 2, cytosolic. The transcript has 12 exons. NCBI's taxonomy places the organism in Eukaryota, Viridiplantae, Streptophyta, Magnoliopsida, Malpighiales, Salicaceae. Gene Ontology annotation, biological process: glucose metabolic process. The coding region runs from base 146 to 1162 and encodes 338 amino acids. Gene Ontology annotation, molecular function: NADP binding; oxidoreductase activity, acting on the aldehyde or oxo group of donors, NAD or NADP as acceptor; NAD binding. The record is from RefSeq and is a predicted model, not a curated record.